Messenger RNA from Ilex paraguariensis (yerba mate), 2402 nucleotides. The record is from the annotation of a GenBank genome assembly. NCBI's taxonomy places the organism in Eukaryota, Viridiplantae, Streptophyta, Magnoliopsida, Aquifoliales, Aquifoliaceae.
UCUCUCUCUCUCUCUCUCUCUCUCUCUCUCUCUCUUCAUUCAGAGUUUGAAAUUCAUUCAUUCAAAGAACAUGGCCACCUCUCUCUCUGUCUUCUUCACUGCCCUCCUCAGCAUCUUCACCUACACAGCCACCAUAGCUCAGCAAUCACAAGCACAACCAGCCCAAAACCAAGCUCCGUCACCGGCCUCCGAUGCCUGUAACGGCAUAUUCUUAACGUACGCCUAUACCGGAGGAAGACUAAUCCCUCCGAACCUCAAGUCGGACCCGACCCAACAGCCCUACCGGUUCGAGUCCACUUUGACCGUUGUAAACAAUGGACUCGAUGAGCUCAAGUCUUGGCGGGUCUUUGUGGGUUUCGAAAACAAUGAGGUGUUGGUGUCUGCCUCGAAUGCCGUGCUCGCCGACGGGACUAGUCUUCCGGCGAAGGUUGGAAACGGCACCGUUUUUGCUGGGUACCCGAAUACGGAUCUCAACACUGCUGUUGCGACAGCUGGUGAUAUGACUCAGAUGAGUGUUCAAAUCCAGUUGGUGGGUACGGAGUACGGAGUUGGAGAUCCGGAUGUGCCAAUGCCGUCGAAUAUUUCGCUUGUCAAUGAUGGGUUUAUCUGCCCUACGCCCACUAAGCAAGGGACGAACAAAAUGCAAGUGUGUUGUACCAAAGACUCAAACUUCAAUCCCAACACCACCUUAGGUGAAGAAUUUCUGCCCCGACAAGAUGGUGAUCUGACGAUAAUGUAUGAUGUGAUCAGAACAUAUGAUACCAAUUACUGGGCACAGGUCACAAUUUCAAACCAUAACCCUCUUGGUCGUCUUGAUAAUUGGCAAUUAAGCUGGGAUUGGAUGAAGGAAGAGUUCAUCUUUGCCAUGAAAGGGGCUUAUCCCAGUGUUAUUGAUGCAACAGACUGCAUAUAUGGCUCGCAGGGCGAUUACUAUCAGGGCCUUGACUUUUCCACUGUAUUGAAUUGUCUUAGAAGGCCAACCAUAAUUGACCUGCCCCUAACAAUGGCCAAUGACACAAAUCUUGGGAUGAUACCUUUUUGUUGCAGAAAUGGAACUAUUUUACCCCCAUCAAUGGAACCAAGCAAGUCAACUUCAGCAUUCCAGAUUAAUGUCUUCAAAAUGCCACCGGAUCUGAACCGCUCCCAGCUCAGUCCACCACAGAACUGGCAAAUUAGUGGCACACUGAAUCCGGACUUCCAAUGCGGACCUCCAGUGCGAGUGAGUCCUAGCCAAUUCCCGAACCCAAGUGGGUUACCAUCUGAUUCAACUGCAGUUGCAAGCUGGCAAGUGGUAUGCAACAUCACUCAACCCAAGGGAGUAAGCCCCAGAUGCUGUGUAUCAUUUUCUGCCUACUACAAUGAAUCUAUCAUCCCAUGCCAAACAUGUGCUUGUGGGUGCCCUAGUAGUAGUAGUCGGACUUGUAGUACUACUACCCCCGCCCUUUUUCUUCCAUCUCAGGCUCUUCUUCUCCCAUUUGAGAAUCGAACUAAAUUGGCUACAGCUUGGGCGGAUGUUAAUCAUCUACGAAUUCCGAACCCAUUGCCCUGUGGAGAUAACUGUGGGGUCAGCCUCAACUGGCAUUUAUAUACAGAUUACACAAGUGGAUGGACAGCAAGGAUGACAAUCUUUAAUUGGGAUGAUACUUCUUUUGUAGAUUGGUUUGCUGCUGUAGAACUAGAUAAAGCAGCAGCCCCUGGAUAUCAAAAGGUGUACUCAUUCAACGGGAGUGUAUUGAAUGGUGUCAACAAUACGAUAUUCAUGCAGGGUCUUCCAGGCUUGAACUAUCUCGUAGCAGAAACAGAUGGUGCAGACCCUGCAAAAGAUCCCCGGGUGCCUGGGAAACAACAGUCUGUGAUCUCAUUUACGAAGAAAAAUUUGCCUGGAAUCAAUGUUCCUGCUGGAGAUGGGUUUCCGACUAAAGUUUACUUCAAUGGCGAGGAAUGCUCGCUGCCUAAAGUACUUCCAUCGGGUAAUUCUCAUAGAUUGGGCUCUGCUUCAAUCACUUCUGUCCUUAUAGCGAUUAUCGUCCUGAUGUUGAUUCAGCAAUAGCUUUUGGGAUGAGGCUUGACUGCUUGUUAUGUAGCCUGCUGAUUGGUUCAUUCUUUUGAGUUACUUGAUCAGUGACUGCUCAGUGAAGUAUUUUGCACUUGUAAUUACCAGGGGACGUGCAAGUCACUGUUGUUUAUGCGGAGUCCGUCCUAGUUCUUCAAUCCGGUGAUGGGUUUUUGUUGAUUGCCUGACUCGGCAGGGAUGAAUGUUAGAGUUGUAUUGUUGCUGCUGUUACAUUACUAAUAUACUACACAGUUUGGUAUUCUGUACACAUCAUUGAACAGGAUUUUUUCAAUUUCGUUCGUUGCUUUGUGUUUUAUUUGUCUCCAAGUGGAUUAUGUGAUAAACUCUU